AUGGCGUCGUCCGAGAAAGACCUUCGCGGGGGAGAACCCCACCAAUUCGACUCUGACUAUGUCGAAGAGAAGGAUCUCGGGAUCGCGCCUGAUCCUGCCAGAUUUCUCUCCGAGUCGCACAAGUCCUACCUGAUCGAGCGCCAUGGCACCCUCGAUCUCGAUCCCAUUCCCAGUAUGGACCAUGCGGAUCCAUACAAUUGGCCAACAUGGAAGAAAACUGCCAAUUUGGGCCUCGUCGCCUUCCACGCAUGCAUGGGCACCUUCACGGCCGCUGCAAUCAUCUGCGCCUACGAAGACAUCUCCCUGGAUGUCGGCGUCUCUCUACAACGCGUCAGCUAUUUGACUUCCCUGCAAAUUGCCAUCUUGGGUGGUGCUCCGUUGUUCUGGAAGCCCCUCUCGCAUCGUUUCGGACGUCGUCCAAUCUUCCUUCUGUCACUAAUCCUGAGCUGCGUGUGCAACAUUGGUUGCGCCAAGAGCCCGGACUAUGCCUCCAUGGCUGCGUGUCGUGCCUUGGUCGCAUUCUUUAUUUCUCCCGCCAUGGCCAUUGGUAGUGGUGUCGUUACCGAAACUUUUUUCCGACACGAACGAGCACGCUAUAUGGGUAUUUGGACCGUGAUGGUGACACUGGGCGUUCCAGUUGGACCAUUUAUCUUCGGCUUCGUUGCUCAACGCGUCGGAUAUCGUUGGAUCUAUUGGAUUCUGGCCAUUACAAAUGCUGUGGAAUUCAUUCUCUAUAUCUUCUUUGGACCCGAAACUCGCUAUAUCGGUGCCGACGUUCAAUCAGACUCGUCACCUUUCAAGCGAGAAUAUGUAUCCAUUCGACGAAUCGACCCCACACCAAUUAAGGUGUCCGAGUUCUACCACCCCUUGACCCUCUUCACCAACAUCCCAGUUCUCCUAGCUGCCAUCGCAUAUUCCAUGGUAUUCCUCUUCGCCUCGGUGUUGAACUCGGUGGAAGUGCCCCAGCUGCUCCAAAGCAAGUUCGAGCUCUCUGCCCAGGGCCUCGGUCUCCAAUUCCUGGGUUUAAUCAUCGGUUCCCUUCUGGGCGAGCAAUUGGGCGGUAUAAUGUCGGAUAUGUGGAUGAAUGCUCGAGCCAAGAAUAUUGGUCAUAAGCCUGCACCAGAAUACCGGCUGUGGCUAAGCUAUAUUGGCUUCCUGCUGGCGAUCGCAGGUAUGGUUGUUUUCUUGGUUUGUACCGAGCAGUCAAGACAGGGGGAGUGGUCUGUGAAGCCGGUUGUGGGAACUGGUAUUGCUGCGUUUGGUAAUCAGGUUGUGACUACUGUCUUGACUACCUACGCUGUGGAUACUUAUCCCCAGGACGCGGGUAGCGUGGGCGUGUUUAUCAAUUUCGUUCGGUCAACUUGGGGAUUCAUUGGGCCUUUCUGGUUCACUUCCAUGUUCGACAGCGUGGGUAUCGCCGCCAGUUCGGGCAUCGUUGCCGCUUUGAUAAUGGGCGCUAGCUUCUUCCCGACUGCCCUGCUACAAUGGCAAGGAAAGAGAUUAUACAGCCAUGAUAAUGAUAAGCUGUGA
Messenger RNA from Penicillium argentinense, 1530 nucleotides. RefSeq names its product putative MFS multidrug transporter. Bases 1 to 1530 code for a protein of 509 amino acids. The transcript has 4 exons. Gene Ontology annotation, biological process: transmembrane transport. The record is from RefSeq and is a predicted model, not a curated record. NCBI's taxonomy places the organism in Eukaryota, Fungi, Ascomycota, Eurotiomycetes, Eurotiales, Aspergillaceae. Gene Ontology annotation, molecular function: transmembrane transporter activity.